This is a messenger RNA of Lottia gigantea (owl limpet), 2494 nucleotides long. RefSeq lists its product as hypothetical. The record is from RefSeq and is a predicted model, not a curated record. Bases 1 to 1362 code for a protein of 453 amino acids. Gene Ontology annotation, biological process: fucose metabolic process; glycoside catabolic process. Gene Ontology annotation, cellular component: lysosome. Gene Ontology annotation, molecular function: alpha-L-fucosidase activity. The transcript has 9 exons. NCBI's taxonomy places the organism in Eukaryota, Metazoa, Mollusca, Gastropoda, Lottiidae.
AUGUGGAAACUACUGCUAGUUGUGACAAGCCUAUUGUCAUUAUCGUCUGCUUAUGAUCCGACUUGGAAAUCCAUUGAUUCGAGACCGUUACCUCAGUGGUACGAUGAAGCCAAACUAUUUUCAUCCACUGGGGAGUGUUUUCAGUGCCUACACAUCCCUGCUUUAGAAUUAUUCAUGAAGAAUAACUACAGACCAAGUUUCACCUACCCUGACUUCGCUCCACAGUUUACAACUGAAUUUUUCAAUCCUGUUGAAUGGGCCAAGAUAUUUGAAAAUUCCGGUGCAGAGUAUGUUGUAUUAACUAGUAAACAUCAUGAAGGAUUCACCAACUGGCCUUCCAACUAUUCUUUCAACUGGAAUUCUAUGGCUGUUGGACCCAAGAGAGACCUAGUUGGUGAGCUAGGAGCAGCUAUAAAAGACUAUACAACUCUUCAUUUUGGUUUAUAUCAUUCUCUAUUUGAAUGGUUUCAUCCACUGUAUAAUAUAGAUAAAGAGAAUAAUUUCUCUACUCAGUAUUUUGUUGAUAGUAAGGCCAUGCCUGAGUUGUAUGAGAUUGUUAACGCCUAUAAACCAGAUGUGAUUUGGUCGGACGGUGAUUGGGAAGCUACAAGCCAGUACUGGAAAUCAACAGAGUUUCUAGCUUGGCUCUAUAAUGACAGUCCUGUUAAAGAUACAGUAGUAACUAAUGACAGAUGGGGUAAAGAUACUACAUGUAAACAUGGUGGAUUUUUAACCUGUAAAGAUAAAUACAAUCCAGGUGUGGUCCAGAAGAGGAAGUUUGAGAACGCUAUGACCUUAGAUAAAUAUUCCUGGGGAUAUCGUAGAAACGCUAAAUUAACAGAUUUCUUAACAAUGGAUGAAUUGUUGUCUACUUUCAUUCAAACAGUCAGUUGUGGUGGAAAUAUGUUGAUGAAUGUAGGACCAACUAAAGAAGGAACUCUGAUACCAAUAUUUCAAGAGAGACUGAGUGAGAUGGGAGAAUGGUUAAGAGUGAAUGGAGAGGGAAUUCGUAAAACCAGACCAUGGAUCCAUCAGAAUGAUACUAUAACACCAGGUGUAUGGUAUACCAUGAAGAAAGAAUCAGAUGGAAGUGUUAGUGUUUAUUGUUUUGUUUUAAAAUGGCCAACAAGCAACGUGUUAAGUCUGGGUGUUCCAAAACCAUCCUCUAAUACUCAAAUUACAUUACUUGGUUAUCCAGGCACUCUCAGUUGGAACAAAGGCUCUGGGUCUGGAAUAGAUAUCAAUAUUCCUGCGAUACCUUUCAAUAAAAUGCCCUGCAAGUACGUCUGGGCGUUUAAACUGACCAAGCUAAGUAAUGAACUUAAACAUCAUUUGCUCAAAUUUAAACCUGGCCAGUUUUAAUCUGUUUCUUAACAAUUGUUUGUGUCAGGUUUUUUUCGAAAAAGGUUUUACAAUCAAUUCUUUUCAAUAGUGUAUUCAUUUUUAAGGAAAUAUUCAAAUCUUAUAUCAAAUAACAAUAUAGGGUAUGUGGACUCUCUGAAAUGGAUGCUGAGUUGACAAACCUAAAUUCCAAAUAAACAAUGUAGACUAUGUGGACUCUCUGAAAUGGAUGCUGAGUCCACAAACCUAAAUUCCAAAUGAUAAUAUCACUUAUUUAGACUCUCUUAAUGUUGAGAAAUGCAGUGGUAGAUUGACAUCAGAAGGGUAAACCUUGUAAUAUUGAUUGUUUAUUUGGUAUAUUUAUCACUCACUGUAUGGCUGGUGAUAUUUUUGUUUGUGUUAACUUGCCAGAAAGAACAAGAAGAGAUAUUUUUUAUAUUUGAAUUGACACAAAAAAAUACUUUUUAUAUAGCAUUUCACUGACUUGUUAGAAUACUAUAUGUUACAUAUCUUUAGAAUUGGAUCCAGUAUUUUCACGUCACAUCAUGUAUCUUACCACUGCUUGCCUUAAUAUUUAGGCUACUUAAAUUAAUUUUAAAUUAAUUUUUUUCUCUUAUUUCAUAAAUGUUCAAAAUAUAACAAAAACACAAGGGGUAUAUUAUGGUAUAACUCACUUCUUUAAUAACAAAGCACAUAACGUUUCAACACAAUUUACACCUGUCGUCAUCAGAUGAAAUGAAACAUGAUAAUGUCGUUCAAAUCUUAAUGUUCAAAAUAAACUGUAUGCCAGAAAAACCCCCUUCUGUUAAAUCAUAUUUACAAUUAACUACUUUUCCAGUGGUUAACAUUUUCAUCAGCCCAAUGAUAAUCUAAGACUCUCAGUAGUAAUUUGUAGUUGAUAUUUCAAUAAGAAAACAGUGCAGUCAGAAAGAAGUGCCUAAUGUGAUUUUUCAUGAAAUAUUUCACAAAUGCCUAAAAUUUACUUUAACAAGACUUAAACAUUCCCAACUGUGUGUGAAAUAUAUUGUGAUUUAAUGAAUUCCUUUUUUGGGUAUUUUUUCUGGUUUAUAAUUUUGUAAAUUUGAAUAAUGUAUUCAAUUUUCUAUUCAAAUUGUUAUUAUAAUUAUUUUUUAAAUAAAAGUUAUAGAAGUGU